GUAGUUGCGAGGAUGCACACAAAACAACCAACUAACAAGUUUCAGUGUCCCAACUACGCGUGGUAGUUUGAAGUUGUCCCCCUUCUCAGGUCCCAAACAUGUCUUUAGCAAAAAUUUAUAGUGUUUCGUUCAGUUUCUUGGUGGUUCCCUAGUGAGAUUAAUCUUGGCAGUUUGGCGUCCGUGGUUUUAGUUUCCAUUUGAAGUGGUUUUAAUGGGAAAUGUACUUAGUCUGAACAGUACCAGGACCAGAUGGAGUGAUCCCUAUGAGGUUUUGCAAGGUGAAGCCUGCAAGAGACAGAGGUUGUCCUCAAGCUAUAGUGAGGACACCUCAAGACUGAUUCCGUCCCUUCCUGAUGAGAUAUCAAUACAGAUUCUCGCUAGAGUUCCUCGAAUUCAUUAUCUAAAUCUGAGGUUAGUUUGUCAUGCUUGGAAGGCAUCCCUUGAGAGUUCAGAACUAUUUUGUGUGAGAAAAGAGCUUGGAACCAUGGAGGAGUGGCUCUACAUAUUAACAAAGGUCAAGGAUGAUAAGCUUUUAUGGUAUGGCUUGGACCCUCUUUCUAGAAGAUGGCAAAGAUUGCCACCGAUGCCGAAAGUGGGCUUUGAAGAUGAAACAAAGAAAGGUUUGGUUGCCUUUCCCCUGCGAAUGUGGAGCAUGAUUGGUUCAAGUAUCAGAAUUGUUGAUGCCAUAAUGAGCUGGCUCGGGAGGAGAGAUUUCCUUGACCGGAUGCCAUUUUGUGGUUGCUCCGUAGGAGCUGUUGAUGGUUGCAUCUAUGCACUGGGAGGAUUUUCACGAGCUUCGGCAAUGAAAUCUGUUUGGCAGUAUGAUCCUGUUAAAAACUAUUGGACUGAGGCGAGUCCAAUGUCAGUUGGUAGGGCCUAUUGUAGGACAGGUAUAUUAAAUAACAAACUUUAUGUUGUUGGAGGGGUUACUAGGUGUCGUGGUGGACUAAGUCCUCUUCAAUCUGCAGAAGUAUAUGAUCCUCAUACAGGCAUGUGGUCCCAAUUACCUAGCAUGCCUUUUGCAAAAGCUCAGGUGCUGCCAACUGCUUUUUUGGCUGACAUACUCAAGCCUAUUGCCACAGGAAUGGCUUCGUACCGGGGAAGGUUAUUUGUUCCUCAAAGUUUGUAUUGUUGGCCAUUUUUUGUUGAUGUUGGGGGUGAAGUUUAUGAUCCUAAUAUGAAUUCAUGGGUUGAAAUGCCAAUUGGCAUGGGUGAAGGCUGGCCAGCUAAGCAAGCUGGAACAAAAUUGAGUGUUACUGUCAAUGAUGAUCUAUAUGCACUUGAUCCAUCAAGUUCUCUUGACAGUGCAAAGAUCAAGGUAUAUGAUUAUGAAGGUGAUACUUGGAAAGUUGCAGCAGGAGAUGUUCCCAUUCAUGAUUUCACUGAGUCAGAAUCUCCUUAUCUUUUGGCUAGUUUGGUUGGAAAACUUCAUGUAAUAACUAAAGAUGCUAAUCACAACAUUACAGUGUUGCAGGCUGACAUGCAAAAUGAACAUUCUGAUUUAGCUUUCUCCCAAUCAAUAUUGUCAUCACCAAUUAACUCAUUCAGUCAAGAUGCUGAAUCUUCAGCAGAAACACAGAGAGAAUUUUGGAAGGUUCUUGCAACUAGGAGUGGUAGAUCUGCUGAACUAGUUAGCUGUCAAACCCUUAAAAUUUAGUUUUUGGGGGGAUAUGAAGUCCUCUUAAGGUCAUGACUCCUGAGUAUGUCUGUGUUGGCUGGUAUGGUUGCUAAUAUAAGCCACAAUGUUAGGAAGAUUUCAAAAUUGUAAAUGAUUUCUUUGCAAAUGAUUCAUAAGAUGUAACCAUUCCAAGUUACCCUCAUGAACAAAGAAGAAGAAAAAAACAAUUAUAACUAUCCAAAGCAAGAACAUCAUUCAAACAUACUGCAUCAAAAUCUGAGGUUGUUCGGGUUCCUUUUUUUACAUUAUGUUGAGUAUAUUAUCGUUUUGUAGCAUUUGGUUACUUGAUGAACAGGAUUACUGAAAUCAUCCAGUG
Molecule: messenger RNA, 1994 nt
Organism: Abrus precatorius (Indian licorice)
Lineage: Eukaryota; Viridiplantae; Streptophyta; Magnoliopsida; Fabales; Fabaceae
Product: F-box/kelch-repeat protein At1g22040-like
Exons: 2
Coding region: 212-1657 (481 amino acids)
Molecular function (GO): protein binding
Source: RefSeq, a predicted model, not a curated record